Molecule: messenger RNA, 8637 nt
Organism: Synchiropus splendidus (mandarinfish)
Lineage: Eukaryota; Metazoa; Chordata; Actinopteri; Syngnathiformes; Callionymidae
Gene: fnbp1b
Product: formin-binding protein 1
Exons: 18
Coding region: 4251-6218 (655 amino acids)
Biological process (GO): signal transduction
Molecular function (GO): protein binding
Source: RefSeq, a predicted model, not a curated record
UUAUAGGCUAUUCUUAUGUUAAGAUAAAGGCAAAUUAAGCAUGAAUUAAAAUGAAAGAUGGUUUAUUUGUCUACUUCAGUUUCAACUGUAGACUUACUAAACUGAUAAAUCACGCAAACUAAAGUGCAUAUUACAACAAUAAUGCAAACCAAUAUGUGGCUUUACCACUCUUAACACGUCCAACUCUUCAUGUAAACGUGGAUUGCACUUUUUAACCACUGUCUGAACAUAAACAGCCCAUAGUUAGUAAUAAAAAAAAGCCGAUUGGACAAUAGACGUCACGUAUUGCUGCCACUUCUACGAGUGCGCAUCAGUUUUAUUUACAGGUGCGAGAAGAGAUGCAAAAAGGGUGCACGUGCAUACGGAUUGUGUUCUACGAGUAUGUGGAACUUAUGCACCUGUUUUGGCGGUGGUUGAGGUGGAAAACUUAAUGAAUCACAAUUGCAGUGUCAAGAGCUCGUGUUUAGCCACUUGUAUCUGUGCACUUAGAAAAUGAAGGCGAAAUUACUUUUCGUGUUUGUAUGAAUGUAAAUCUUCUUUUUACACGCACUCGCCACGGGGUUUAUGGAUCCAAAUGUGCAGUUAUGGAUACGAGUCUUGUGUUACGGGUAUGUUGCACCCAUUUUACCUUCAUAGGCUAAAGCCGUAAUUUACAGCUCAAUGGCUGAAGCUCACUGUUGCGCUGCGCCACCAACGUGAAAGUCACGUGACCAGUCACAUCGCAGCCUUACGUUGAGAAAAUCACGUUUUAUCAUAUUGCGGUAUAAUCGCAAAUGCAAUUAAUCGUUCAGCCCUAGUAGGGAGGUGGUGUAAAAGCUCAGGAGGUGGAAACAGCAUGAAUAUUUUGCCUCAAUUGUGUAGUGUAAAUGAACCGAGAUGAAGUGGACAAAAUCAGACGCAAAUGCAUCAGUAGGACAGCUAACAGUAAAGAAGUUAGGACAGAUGGUUGGGACACACGGAGAGGAGAGUGUGUUAGACAAGAAUCAUAGAGGCUCAUUGAAGUAGUGGAUGUGCACAUGAAGACAGUAGAUGUGACUAGGGAGGUUUAUCAAGGUGGGUGGAGGCUGUGGAAAUGACCACAGAAGAAAAGUUACUGUGUUGUCGUGUUCCAGUGGUAGCUGUUCAAGCUGUCACUGUGUCUUCAUUGCGACUGUUACAGCCUCUUCUUUUGUUGAUGUUGCCAUCUUUGUAGUUGUUGUCGAUAACAUUUAGUUCCAAUGUUUAACAGUACUCAUCAACAUUUUAGUCUGUGUGCGCUUAUUGAAACAGCAUCUCGGUAGCACUGUCUUCAGCCCACGUGUGUCCACUAAAAAGACAAACGUGUCCUAUUGUCACUUUGUUCAGCCUCCACUGAACAUCUGUCCCUCGGGUCUCUCUGGAGCUGCAGUGUGACAUCUGCUUUUUGUUCUCUCAGCAGGUUUCCUGUCAGAGGCCCUGCUUCUUAUCCACACACCAGUGACACAACACCAGGAAAUUGUUGCAAGAAUCCCUUCAAACUCUGCAACAUUUUUAUCAAAAUAUCUAAAGUGACUUUUAAAAAGCUUCACAUUUAUCAUUUUUUUGGUCAUGGUUGCGUUCUGAAGAGCCUAUUGAUCUUCCUUUGAAUCCCCAGAGUUCAGACCUCAGUAGCUUUAAUGAAACAAAAUCCUCUGGAGCCUGUGGCGGUGACCAUCAGCCUAGUUCGCUGCUCUUGUAUCACUGUUUUAUCGCUUUCGUUCUGAUUUUGAUGAGUCAACAAUUUCUACUGAUUUUUACGGCUGUGCAAGCAAGCUGACACCACACAUCCUGUCUAAAACAAUCAGUGUUUUCAAUAAGCUGUUGUGCAGCUCGUCUUUCUAACAGACACAGAUGCAAGAAUCACUAGUUUCACAUUAUACCUUUUCGUCAACAUAGAGGGCGUUCAAUUAUAUGUUGUAAUUGUUGGGUAAUAUUUUCACAGUUUUUUCAGUUUUAAUGUGUUACAAUAUUUAUUGUUGUAUAAUUACAUCAGCUUACUUUUCUCAUUUUUAAAAUACAGAUUUAUUUUCAAGAUUGCCUAUUCUUAACCUAAUACAACCUGACUGUAUUUUUUAACGGAAAGGAAAGUAUAUAAUAAAAACUUUUUGCUAUCACUGCUCCUGUCCUCCCCUGGUAAGUCUCUGUAUGUCUACCGGAUGGUAGUAUGUAAUUUCGUUGUUAAUGCAGUAUUUGUGGUGCUCUGACAAGAAAGGCUAGUUUAUCUUUCAUCAUCUUCAUCUUCGGGUAAUUGUUUUAGUUUGUGGUGACCGAGUUAUUUACUAUGCAGUUUGUCACAAAAAUUGCUCAUUUGUUUUUAUUUUACUGGUAAGGAUUUGACAUAUUUAGGAAAUAGUCAGGAAACAUCGGCAUUAAUCUUUAUUUAAAACAUACAAUAUUUGAAUAAAUUUUACUAAUCCAAAGCUGGAACAAGGUUGAUUAAGAUCAAACCUCUUUAGAGUCUAACUUAUCAAGAUAGUCUUUUUUUGUGGUGUACAGGCCCGAAAAGUAAUUUCAGUGGGUAACCAGGUCAAUCUUCCUUUCGGUCCGAGAUCCCAUCUUAACUGGAUGCUAAAUAAUGUGCAUUAGUUGAGAUUAACUGAAGUCCAGUGCAUUUAACCAGACCUUAAUCCAUACCAGUUGAUAGAGCUGCAAGACCACGAGGUUGAUCAUAAACAACACAGUGGUUGUUUGGAGUGCAACAUUGUAUUUUGUCUUCUCGUUCUUUCAACCUGUUUCCUGAAUAAAAAGGAAUAUUUAGCCUCUCAGUUGUAUUUAUUUGAACUGGUGUUGUACCACAAUAGGAGAUGCUUCCCGGGGAGCAGGCCUCAGUUCUGAAAUAACAAACAGGGUGGGAUUGGCCGGACUCCCGAAUGCUUCAUCUCCCAACAUGCUGCAACUCAGGUCAGAUGUUGGGUUGAGACAGCACGAUCAAUCAAGAGGUUAUCGGAUGAGUCGAACCUCCUUUGUGCAGGUGUUUUUCAGAGUACGAGUUCAAAGGGACUCUUGGAUUAAAUUAGAUUAGAUUGCCUCAUAUUGAAAGUAACCCUUCUGUGGAUGAGUUUUCAGGACUGUGUCAAAGGUGCACGUGGAGAUUCUGCUGAUUAAAUAUGGCCAUUUUCUUCCCCCAUUGAGAAGGACUUAUCGGGCUCUGACAGGCUAGUCUUCUGAAUACACCAAUUUAAUGGCUGUGUGGAAUAAUGAUUUCAUGAGUCAGACCCACAUCCUGUCUGAUUCAUAUCCCACUGGGAUUCAAGGACUCACAGUUCUGAGGUACUGGUUUCGGACCGCAGAGUCACCUCAGAGACUUUUCCUCUUACGCACCAUUAAGUUGUCAAAUAGUGAAUCCUUUUCACUUUUUUGACUAUGAAAGCGGUGUUUUUCAAAUUGUGAUAUACAGACUGGAACGUAGGUGAAUUGGUUCGGAAAGGUCUAUAUUUUUGAUAAGCUAAAACUGAAAUAUUAAAAGUCAUUUAACCAUCAGUAUGUCUUUGUUAAGUUACGUCACACUUCCAAAUUUGGAGGAUUAGUUGGAGCUUUUUUAAGUGUUGCAUUGUCCUCUUCCUGGGAACUAAGCAAUCCCAUCAGCCUACAGUAACAAGCUUUGGCGAUUUUGGCGACAGACCUGAUUGUGUGACGCUACUCCUUUUCCUGUUACUGACAGCAUGUUUAGAGGGAAGUGUUUCCGCUCACUCUGCUGCAUUAUUUAUUAAAUUCACCUCCCGUGGAUUGAUGGCUUUCCACUCAGCAUCAGAUGUUUGAAAGCUCAGUGACUUGUCACUGUGAGGAAGAUCCUGGAGAUAAUUUUCUCCUUAGAUGUUUAUGGCAGUGAUGUAGGAGUGGAAACUUUGGCAGCAGUGACUGUAGACUUGACCCCCUCCCAUAAAAAUGUAAUCCCCUCUCAUGUAAUCCCGCCUUCUCUGUCAUCUCCAGUCCUUUGAAAGCCCUCCUCCCUCUCCCCCGUCCUCCUCUGCCAUCCCACUUAUUCCACCUUACGCCUGAUGGAGCAUUAGGCUCAGAGCGCUAAGGGCGGCCACAGAUUCACAUUCAGAGUGCGAGUGGGCUGCAGCUCCAACACUUCCUCCCUGGGUCCCUUGGAUUCUGACUUAUUCCAGACGUUCAGGAAUUACUUUGCUGUGAUUCUUUUGUUUUUCCCGCUGAAGUACUCUGCACUUCACCCACCAUCUCUCGGACGUUCAGGAAAUGUGUUUCUCGUUUGGAUAUCGUCCCCUCCCCAGCCUCUAACCUGGAUAAGAAUGUUUCAGAAGGGUAUUCCCUCUGUGGAUAAGAUGGUGCCCCUGCAAAAACGGGAUCAGUUCGACAACUUGGAGAAGCACACUCAGUGGGGGAUCGAAUUUGUGGAGAAGUACGCCAAAUUUGUCAAAGAGCGCUCAGAGAUUGAAGCCAGCUAUGCAAAACAAAUUAGGAAUUUAUCAAAGAAAUAUCAACCCAAGAAGAACUCCAGAGAAGAGGAAGAGAGCAAAUACACAUUCUGUCGAGCAUUCCUGACGACGCUCAACGAGAUGAACGACUAUGCCGGGCAGCAUGAGGUCAUUGCUGAGAACUUGACCUCUCAAAUCAUCAUAGAGCUUUCACGCUACCUGCAGGAGCUCAAAGCCGAGAGGAAGUCGCACUUCCACGAUGGUCGUAAAGCACAGCAGCACAUUGAGAGCUCAUGGAAGCAGCUGGAAUCGUCUAAGAGGAGGUUCGAGCGAGACUGCAAAGAGGCCGACCGAGCGCAGCAGUACUUCGAGAAGAUGGAUGCUGACAUUAACGUGACGAAAGCUGACGUGGAGAAGCGAAGUUCUCUGAAGGCCCGGCAGCAAGCGCAUAUGAGGCAACAGAUGGCCACGGACAGCAAAAAUGAAUACUCCUCCUACCUUCAGAAGUUCAACCAGGAGCAGAAUGAACAUUACUACACCGUCAUCCCCAAUAUCUUUCAGAAACUUCAAGACAUGGAGGAGAAGCGGAUUGAGAGGAUAGGAGUGUGCAUGAAGACAUUCGCAGAUGUGGACCGGCAAGUGCUGCCCAUUGUGGGGAAGUGUUUAGACGGAAUGACGAACGCGGCCGAGUCCAUCGAGCCUAAGACUGACUCCCAACAGGUGGUGGAGUCAUACAAGUCUGGCUUCGAGCCGCCGGGUGACGUGGAGUUCGAGGAUUAUGGCCAGGCCAUGAAGCGGAGUCCAUCUGACACCAGCCUGACGAACUCCAGAGAGGUAAAGGAGCGGCCUGCUGGCAAGAGCAAAGGCAAACUCUGGCCUUUCAUCAAGAACAAAAACAAGCUUAUGUCCCUUUUAACAUCCCCACGCCAGCCCCCACCUGCCCCCCCAGCAUCAUCCCCGCCCUCACCCUCUGCUGUUCCCAACGACCCCCAGUCUCCCAAGCAGCACAAGGAGCCCCUCUCCCACCGCCUCAACGACUUCAUGGCCUCCAAACCCAAAAUGCACUGCCUCCGGAGCCUGAGGCGAGGGCUUUCUCUCAAGCUGAUCACUCUCAAUUCCCACGUCAGGAAUCUCAUUGAGGGUUCUGGACCGGAGGACUUCAGCCACCUUCCCCCGGAGCAGAGGCGGAAAAAGCUGCAGGGCAAACUGGACGACCUGAACAAGGACAUCCAGAAGGAGAUGGACCAGAGGGACGCUCUGGCUAAGAUGAAAGACGUGUAUGUGAAGAACCCACAGAUGGGAGACCCUGCCAGCGUGGAUCCCCGACUAUCAGAAAUAGCCCAGAACAUUGAGAAACUUCAGUUGGAAGUUCAGAAGUUUGAGGGCUGGUUAGCCGAGGUGGAGGAGCGAAUGCCGUCCAAGAGCGACUCCAACAGGAAAAGUGCAAUCUACGAGACACAGAACAGCACAACGGUCAACAACAACUGCGCGCAGGACAGAGAGAGCAGCCCGGACGGCAGUUACACAGAAGAGCAGAAUUCAGAGACUCAGGUGAAAGCCACCAUCAAUCCGACGUCCAGCACACCUGAGUUUGAUGACGAGUUUGACGACGAAGAGACGCUGCCAACCAUCGGAACGUGUAAAGCGCUGUACCCGUUUGAUGGUCAGAAUGAGGGCACCAUCUCUGUGGCAGAGGGCGAGCUGCUGUAUGUGAUCGAGGAGGACAAAGGGGACGGGUGGACACGGGUGCGCAGGAACGAGGAGGAGGAGGGAUACGUGCCCACGUCCUACAUUGAGGUCUUUUUGGAAACAAACGCCAAAGGUGCUAUGACAUACAUUUAACUCAACCGUGUGACUGUUUGUGUGACCACACUGGACUACAACACACACUUUGUCUUUUGUGCCUCACGACACUGAAAGUGAACCGAGUCAACCGGAAAGAAGAAAGUCUGUAAAUGCAGUCCCUCGCUACUCUUUUAUUUUCCCCUGCUGCCACCUAGUGGUCACUAGAAACAGCACAGUGUUACAGUUCAAGCGCAGACGAUCGAUGUUCAAGAUGCUGUUUUUAAAGACAAAGAAUCUCUUAAAGCAACUCUAUGUCGUUUCACCUUUACUUAUGGUUGGAUCACAUUUUGAAAGUGAUAGUUUCCAAGUCUAUCAGAAUUAUCUGCAAACGUCAAUAAUGAAUUAUCACGUCAGCGAUUACUUGAAUAUGAUCUUCUCUGACUGACUCGUUGUGUCUGUUACCAAAGUGAACUGUAAUGUGGUUUCAUGCUCAUGUUAGUGUUAAAACAGAUGAAGUGAAAUUAACCGAAGCAUCAGGUAGCCUGGCUAUAAGAUAAACUUUGCAAAUAUAUGAUUGCAGAAUUGCAAAGAAAACAAGACUUUCAGCUUUCGACUAAAAAUGAACAGGACAUCUUCAAAGAUGUAUGUGUGUCACCUCAGCUGUUUUUUCCAUUGGCCCUCAGACGGUGCUGCUGGUCAUUAGCCACUGCAGGUAGAAGAUGUACUGAAGAGAGAGACACCACAUCAGCUGUCUUACUGUGAACAACUAGCACAACUUGUAAUUCCAAUUGACUUAUGAGACACAGAUUCAGAGCGAGCUUGCAGCGAUACACUUUAACUGUCUUCUUACCUCUUAAAAAGUAGUCGUCAAAAUGGAUCUGAGAAACAGACACAGUGUUGCUUUAAUGUCAACCUCCAGACAUUGCUGUACUUGACCAGACCCGCAUGCUCCAUGUGCAAUUAUGCAAUAUACUGCUGUAAAUAUGAAACUAUUUUUCUAAACUACUGCAAAACAUGACAGUCGCAUGCUGUAGAUAGACAAACUUGUAAUUAUUACCACCACUUUUUGUUAAAAAGGAGUCUGCCGUUUUAAUUGCUUUGAUAUUGUUAGUGUUGAGAUGUUCUGGUGUUUUCUUCCAGGCCAGUUUUAGACGCAGUAAUGGAAUUAGUGCUACUGAAGUUCUCUGGUGAGACCGUGUGGGGGCGAAGCGAUGUUGUGCACGAGUCUGAUGAACGCAUGAUGUCAUUCCACUAGAACGAUGGCGACAUCACCAUUAAACCUCAGACACUCGUGGUUCAGCAUGUGCGCAGUGGGAUUGAAAAGCAUGAGGAAGGGUUUUUUUUUUUUUACAAUGACUUUCGGCAUGUUCAUAAGAGUCGGCUAAACUUUCUAAGCGGAUUUUAAGAUUCUUACUAUGUUCCUUUUCGGUCCAAAAUGAUCCUUCAUAGUUUAUUUAUUCUUCUCCACCGUAGGGCUGCACAAUAACAGGAUGUUUUCCCAUAACAUUAUGACCAGUAGCCCUGUUUGUCAAUGCUCAGAAAAGCAGAAAAUAGUCUCAGUUUACCCUUUAGUUAGAUGGUGGGGGUCUCUUGUGUUGUGUCACUAUGUUGGCACUGUAAGUCAUUUUUAGUUGGGCUCUAGGCACAAGCAUUAUAUUCAACUAGAAAUACAAUUUACUAGUGUUCUGCUAAGCUUUAUUAGCUGCAUGUGCAUUAAAGUGUUUUUUAGUGAAAGAUAAUGAAAAAAGAUGAAAAAGAAUGUUUGGUUUUCCCAUUUUACUUCAUUCCUUUAUUUCAAUCUUUGUCAACUAAAUUAGCCCCUAAAAUGAAGCCAUCUCAGGUAGAAGUUGGGGACCUGUUAUCAGGAUUCAUGUGAGGUGUCUUGUGAGUUUUGCUUUGCUAGCAUUUUCAAUAGCCUACCAGCCUGUAGAAUUUGAACUUCAAUGUUAGGUGGAAGAUCUUUCACAUACCUUUCACUUCAUCUUGAGCAUCAAGGUUGUUUUUUUUAGGUGGCGCUCCGUGCAGUGUCAAUUGUUUGACGGUGUUGUUCACCUGAUCCACAUUAGAUGCAACGCGAGGCUAGUAAUGUGAUGGUAUAAUGUUAUGUUAUGUAGCCCUGCGUCACCUCACCUGACACUCAAACCUCCACCUAAUGCUCUUCUUUGUCAUUUUUGUUCGUGUUUUUUUUUUUUUUUGCCUUUAUUCCAGAUUCCUAGAAGUGCGGCUGGCCGAGGAGCGGCAGGGCAAGCAGCCUCGUGGAGACCACUGCGCUGUUGUUCCUCACAAACAGAGACACGGCCAAUUUAAGAUUUCCCCAAACCUAAUAAACCGUCGAGCGGUGCUUCAAAAUUCAUAAACCUCUGACACAACAGUAACCGAUCCAUUCGCUUCGACACGUUUUCAGCAGAGCUUUGCUUCUUAAUUACUAACACGCUUGCUCCACCGCUGUCAACAGCCCCACCCCCACCUUUAACUC